CAGUCCCAGUCACAGUCACUCUUUAUCCAGCACUCUCACUCUUUCUCUUUCCAACCUUCUAAACGAACCCAAAUUGCAUUGUUCUUCUGCCAUAAUCACAGCUUCAACAGAGGCAGAGUUGGCGUGACAACUUACAAGUGAAGCUUUCGUACGGUUUUAUGCGAUACAACCAAGUAACCAACCAUUUGACAUUGCGAAAUCGAGAACAAUGCUUAUCCUGAACUCUUGUUCUUCACUGCAUACAUGUCCAAAGCUUAUUUUGUUAGGCAACCGGCAAGUCCAGUUUUCUGCAGCUUUUUCUGUUACUCUUCCUUGUUAUACUCAAACAAGGACAUCUCUCUUAGUUGCUAAAGCAGAGCGAAAUGAUAGAAGUAAAAACCAUGAGUUUCCGAUAGAUAUUGAAGCAUUUAAUGUUGAUGAUGACAAUGAGAUACGUAAUAAUGAGUUCCCGCCCCACCCUAAAUUUAUGGAGGGUUCAGGGGGAAAGGAAGAAACAGAUUAUGAUCGAGACCCCGAGUUUGCAGAAAUUCUAGGUGAUUUGUUGGAUAACCCGGAUAAGGCACAAUCUCGUGUGGAGGAAAGAAUAAGGAAGAAAAGAAACAAAGUAUUGCAGGCCAAAACUGGUUCCGCAGUACCCAUGAAAGUAACAUUCAACGGAUUUGAUUUUUCAAGCUCUUACAUUUGGUUUGAAUUCUACAAUGCUCCUCUACCAAGUGAUGUUUCCUUAAUUUGCGAUACAAUUAGAUCAUGGCACAUUGUUGGACGUCUUGGUGGAUGCAAUUCCAUGAACAUGCAGUUGUCACAAUCUCCCAUGGAUAAAAGACCAACUUAUGAUGCCAUACGAGGAGCAAAUGUGUCACCAACCACAUUUUACAACAUUGGGGACUUUGAGAUUCAAGAUAAUGUAGCGCGCAUCUGGAUGGAUAUCGGUACCAGUGAACCAUUGCUUCUAGAUGUCUUGAUAAAUGCCUUAUCCCAGAUAAGCUCUGAUCACAUUGGAAUUAAGCAAUUAGUAUUUGGUGGAUCUGAAUUCGAGAGCUGGAAAGAGAAUCUGACAUCAGAAGCUGCAGGUUGCAGUGUUCACAAGAUUUAAACUAAUAUGAGUAGGUAGGUUUAGGUAGGGAAAAGAAAUGAUUAUAGAAUAUGUUAGCUAUAUGUAUCAUUGUAGUCCUCCAGAUUGUACAUCUAAGGAUAGUUAAAAGUUGGAUAUCUUUGUAAAGCUCACUUUUAGUAUGCAUGCUUAAACUCGUAAGUUUCUUUAUCGAUUAAGAAGAAGAAAAAAAAAAUUGGUUUCCCUUGGUAAA
Messenger RNA from Papaver somniferum (opium poppy), 1304 nucleotides. RefSeq lists its product as uncharacterized. Lineage: Eukaryota; Viridiplantae; Streptophyta; Magnoliopsida; Ranunculales; Papaveraceae. The transcript has 8 exons. Bases 209 to 1093 code for a protein of 294 amino acids. The record is from RefSeq and is a predicted model, not a curated record.